Vigna unguiculata (cowpea) is the source of this 789-nucleotide messenger RNA. Its product is annotated as transmembrane protein, putative (DUF1068). NCBI's taxonomy places the organism in Eukaryota, Viridiplantae, Streptophyta, Magnoliopsida, Fabales, Fabaceae. The record is from RefSeq and is a predicted model, not a curated record.
CGUAAACAUGGGGUGCAGUUUGGAGUAUGCGAAUCUUGAAACCAAACCAAGCUUUAACAAAUAAAUUAUUAUUCACAGUCAAGAUCCUCUUCUUCUGCAGCUUAGCACACCACAUCGUUGCAAUUUGCAAAGAUGAAUAGGAGGCAGCAAAAAGCCUUCAGAUUGGUGAUAUGGAUUCUGGGACUCUUUCUCAUCGCUUACAUUGCAGGACGACCCUUGUAUUGGCAUCUCUAUGAAUCCAUUAAUUCCACCUCUUCUCCUUGUCCUCCUUGCCAAUGUGAUUGCUCUCUUCAACCCCUUAUUUCUCUUCCAGAAGGAUUGACCAACAAUUCCAUUUUAGAUUGCAUGAGGCAUGACCAAGAGGUGAGUGAAGAGGUGGGAAAGAAUUUUUCUGACCUUUUAGCAGAAGAAGUAAAGGAAAAAGAAGCCGAAGCUGAGGAAAAACAAAGAAAGGCAGAUUCAAAGCUUUUAGAGGCUAAGAAAAUAGCAUCUCAGUACCAAAAGGAAGCUGACAAGUGCAAUUCAGGGAUGGAGAGUUGUGAGCAGGCAAGGGAAAGAGCUGAGAACACACUUGAAAAUCAGUUGAAAGAAACUGCUUUGUGGGAGCUCAGGGCUCGCCAAAGAGGCUGGAAUAAAGAUAUUUCAAAGAAAGCUCGAGCACGUUCUUGAUUAGGUUAGAGUCCCUUUGUUUCACACUAGUUCUACACUCUUCUAUUUUUUUAUUUAUUUUUUCAUUAUUGUGGUUACUUCAUAUAUUAUUUAGUAAAAAAUAAAUGCACAAGGAUACUU